AAGUAUUCUAAUAUGUGUAAAAAUAUGUAAAUAAUAUAGUAUUAAAAGUUUAUGAGUACUAAAAAGCUUGAUAUAAAGUUCAUGUAAAAUGGAGAACAAAAACGAUAUUUUGAACAACUUGCUGUGUAUGGCGUGUCUCUGUGUCGGUAGAUCGAUACAAGAAGUGAAGGACGAAAGAUUAAAAAAGUAUUACAUGGAUACGCUGAACGAAAUACCUCUAAAUGACAUACAGAUGGUCGUGCCGAUAAUAUGUUGGGAGUGUGAUGCUGUUCUACGGAAGGUUUUAUCAUUCAGGGAACAAGUUAAGAAUUCUUACAGGAUAUUGCAGACAUAUACAGAGAAUCUAAACGAAUGUCUUCUGAGCGACGUCUCAAGAGCUCCAAGGCUGACAGUACAUAUCAACGAGCCAGUAUAUGUCAGUCCAUAUUCUGCAGUUGAAACGGAAAUUAAAGUCGAGAGAUAUGACGAUGACAGUAAAUAUGAAACACAAAAUGGCAAUAUUAGUAACACAGAUGAUUCAGAUAUUGAACCAGAAACAAUACAAACUGUGCUCUGUGAUGUAAAAAAAGAUCGAAGGAAGAAAAAGAUUGCAACAAGGAGUGGUAAAUUACGUCGGAGAAAGUUCGAGAAAGAUCCAGUGGCUGUUGAAAUCAAAGAGGUCAAAAUUGAAUUUAAAAAUGAUAUGAAAAGAUUUGAACCGAACCAGGAUUCUAAAUUAAAUGAGGAUAAUGACGCAGAUAGACCUAUAAGUAUCGCAUGUGAUAGUGAACAAUCAAUAAAGAGAAAGAAUUCACAGAACGAAAUUAAAUCAAUGGAAUCGAAUUCGACAAAUAAAAACGGAGCUUUGGAAUAUGAAUUGAAAAUUGAAUCUGAUAGAGAAUAUACAUCAGAAGAUCCAGCGUCAGAUGUCGAUAUUGGCGAUGUGGAUACAGAGAUCAGGAAUUUGUUUAAUGAAGUGAAUAAAGUCAAAUCCAAAGAAAAAACCGCUAAUGUUAAGAAUAAAAAAAGCAAAUUGAAACAAAUAGAAACAAUCGAACUCUCCUAUGACGAAAUGCAAGCGGAGAGAUCUCACCUCGCAGGGAGGGAGAGUUUCAAAAAAGCUCAGUAUAAGUGUGAAACUUGUCUCACAUUGUUCAACUGUGCUUCGUCUCUUAAAGCGCAUCACGACAAGAAACAUUCGGUUCCGGGAAAUUUCAUGUGUUCGAUAUGUAAAACAAUAAUAUCGUCUGUUGAGGCGUUUACCGCGCAUUAUAAAAGACAUAUGAGAAGAUACGAGUGCAAAGUUUGUAAAAAGCGAUCGACAGACGUAAAGGCAAUGUACCAACAUCUCUACAAGCGACACGAGAUAUCCCUCAAGAAAUACAAGUGCAAUGUAUGCGGGAAAGUGUCGAAAUCAAUAGACAGCCACAGGAACCACUGCGACACGCAUAAGGCCCGGGUCGCAUGCCCACAGUGCGACAAGACCUUUAGUCAUAGAGCGGGCCUGAUGAACCAUAGGCUCGCGGUACACGAAUGUCAGAACGAGUUUCCUUGCAACCUCUGCGACAAAGUCUUCAGAUGGAAAACUAGUCUAAAGCGACACUUGGAGAAACACGACACAAGUAAUAAAGGCAACACAAGUUCAAACAGAGCGUUUUGUGCAUCCUGCGGCAUCGCCUUCUCUUCUGUUUGUUCGUUACAGCGACAUCUCAGGAACAGUCUUAAGCACGUCACUCACGAUCAACUAAAAUUCAUCUGCGAUCAUUGUAACCAGAGAUUCGCGGACAAGACGAAGCUAAGAGAUCACAUCGAGGAGAAACACCUGCACAGAACCUUCCAAUGUCCUAUUUGUUGCAAGCCAUCAAAGAAUCGAGUUGGUUUAGAGCAACACAUCCGCGCGGUCCACAAAGGUAGACCGAAUAACCGGAUGUGCCACCAUUGUGGGAAGGGAUUUCCGACUAAAGUUCAGCUGGAGUCACACAUACGCACGCACACGGGCGAGCGUCCCUUCAUGUGCGAGUACUGCCCCACGACCUUCUCUCAACAGUCCAACCUCUAUAAACACCAUCGACAGGUGCAUCUCAACAUCAAAUCGAAGAAGUAUCUCUGUAAGAAGAGGAAGAUCAAUGGGAACCAGCCCGGCGACCAGCAGGAGUUCUCGCUGCCUAUCAUGCAGUACAUGCCUGAAAAUGGUUUCAGCUUGUGAUAUUUGAAAUAAAUAUUUUUAUAUGAA
Melitaea cinxia (Glanville fritillary) is the source of this 2212-nucleotide messenger RNA. Its product is annotated as zinc finger protein 480-like. The transcript is spliced from 18 exons. Gene Ontology annotation, molecular function: RNA polymerase II transcription regulatory region sequence-specific DNA binding; DNA-binding transcription factor activity, RNA polymerase II-specific. Gene Ontology annotation, cellular component: nucleus. Gene Ontology annotation, biological process: regulation of transcription by RNA polymerase II. Bases 89 to 2185 code for a protein of 698 amino acids. Lineage: Eukaryota; Metazoa; Arthropoda; Insecta; Lepidoptera; Nymphalidae. The record is from RefSeq and is a predicted model, not a curated record.